Molecule: messenger RNA, 755 nt
Organism: Anneissia japonica
Lineage: Eukaryota; Metazoa; Echinodermata; Crinoidea; Comatulida; Comatulidae
Product: 63 kDa sperm flagellar membrane protein-like
Exons: 3
Coding region: 82-564 (160 amino acids)
Source: RefSeq, a predicted model, not a curated record
AAAGACGCCAAUGAAGACGUGUUUUUGAGCUGUCCGGAAUGAAGUAACAAAUUUCCGUUAAAUACCGUUUCAAGAUCGUCAAUGUAUGAUGAUAUUAUGAAUAGUCCUGGUAGUAACAGCACCGGUGUCAUGGUAGAAUGUCCAGCAAGUAUGGCGAAUCCGUCAUGCAAUAGUGGAUUUAAGAUGAACGCCAAUGGUGACGGUUGGGUUAUUAGGAAGGAGUGCAUGGAAUACGAUGAAUGUUACGACAGAUUUUAUGGUAAUACUCUUGAUCCUGUUGGUUCAGCGUGUUUUGACGAUUCACCCGUAGGUAACACUAUGUGUAUAAGCUGUUGCCUGGAAGACGGUUGCAACUCUGAUUACAAAUACAGUUGGUACGUUAUGCCCAACUCCAAUAAUUGGAAUCCAGAAGUAGACACAGGGUAUCCCGCUACUACAACUGCAGCUCCAACACUUCCUGGCGGCGGCGGCGGCGGCGGCGGCGAUGGUGAAAACGGUGCUGCUCACCACACUAUGGUAGUAACGAUGAGCCUACUGUUUACAAUUCUUCCCUGUCUUGUCUAAAUAAAUAGGACGAAGAAGAUAUAAAAUAAAUUUUCAACAGAGUUCUAGAAAUCCCGAUGGAGUAUCCAAUAUUUAAUUGAACAUUCAGUUAUACUUAUAUCUUUACUGACUUUCCAUUGUAUUAUAUAUAGACCUAUACUGAUACAAAAUAAUUAUACAAUUAAAUACCUUAUAUGAAAUAAUAAAAAAAA